Epinephelus lanceolatus (giant grouper) is the source of this 2508-nucleotide messenger RNA. NCBI's taxonomy places the organism in Eukaryota, Metazoa, Chordata, Actinopteri, Perciformes, Serranidae. The record is from RefSeq and is a predicted model, not a curated record.
AGCAGCAGACACCAUGUCCUCUCCUUCCCUCCCCAUGCCCUCUCUCCCUCCCAGCCCUCUGGCUAUGGAGUACCUAAACGACUUUGACCUCCUCAAGUUUGAGGUGAAACCUGACACCCCUCCGCUCCCUCCCCCAUGUGCGUAUCCAAAAUCUGGCCUCCCCCACGACCCCUCCAGUUCUCCGUACACCAGCCAUCCUCCACAGGACUCCAGUUUGAGCUCCAGCCCUUACAACUCGCUGCCACCUUCACCAACGCUCAGCGAUGCCCACCCACCACCUUCGGGCUCCUCCUCCCUCUCUUCAUCAUCCUCCUCCAUCUCUUUCCCCCUCUCCAUCUCCAACAGCUUCACCUCCGGCAUCAGCUCCGGCUCUCAGGGGAAUGUGGAAGGCAGUCCGGCCCACGGCGGGCCUCAGGGUCCCACCCCAGCCUCGCUGGAGGACCUGAUCUGGCUGGCAGCACUGCAGCAACAGUUUGGAGGGGAAGUGACGGGGCCCGCCACUUUGCUGGGGGCCUUGGGGGGAGUGCCAGAGCGAGGGGACAGAGAGAGGGGGCCGGUCAAUGGCUUUCUGGGGUGUGAGGAUGCUGUGGAGGCUUUACUGAACUCAGCUGCUGCAGCUGUCAGCUCACAGUUUCCAGGGCUUUCUCAGAGUUCGAGCAGUAACCUGGGAGACUCCAGCAGCGACAGCGGGGCCGACAUCUCCUGCCCCAAAGGGACAGACAUGUGCCAUCGCCCGCUCGUCUUCCUCUCAUCUGCCCCGCCCUCUCUCCCAAACGCCGCCCCCACCUCAGCUCCCUACCCACAACCCCUCAGCCCCCAGGGUCGCCUUCAUCACCACCAGCAUCACCAUCAUCAGCACCACCCACACCACCCCAUGCAUGGCAGCCAUCACCAUCAUCACCACCCACAACUUAAUCAGGUACGCUCAUCGCAGUGCGGGGUGAAUGAGCGCUUCUCUGAUGAGCAGCUGGUGAGCCUGUCAGUGCGAGAGCUGAACCGACACCUGCGGGGAGUGAGUAAGGACGAGGUGGUGCGCUUGAAGCAGAAACGCCGCACGCUAAAGAACCGCGGCUAUGCCCAGUCCUGCCGCUACAAGCGCUUACAGCAUCGCCACGCUCUGGAGUCAGAGAAGCAUGUGCUCACGCAACAGUUGGACCAGCUACAGUGUGAGCUGACUCGAGUGCUGAGGGAGAGAGACGCCUACAAGGCUCGCUACGAGAAGCUCCUCAGCACGAACCACAGCAUCGGUGGCGACGCCCCACCGACCCGCACCAGCAACCCACCUUCCCCGCCCCCUGACUACUUCCUCUGAGCUUAACCCACAGGGGAGAGGAAGAAAAAAACCAAGAGGAAUGAGAAACCAGCCAACGUGGAGCAAUCAAUGAUGAGUAAUCAGACUUGGGGAAGAAAACAAGGAUGUGUAUGUGUGUGUAUGUGUGUUUGUGUGUGUGAGAGAAAGUGAAAGAGAGGCAUUGGCAGGCAGUUUUUGGGGCGAUACAACUGUGAAAACCACUCUUGAGUGAAUAAAGGGGAAUUGACUGUUAAUUUGUAGGGUUAGACUCAGCUCUAGGCUGCUUCAUGGACUCUUUUACUUCACUGUGAAUGAUAGUUGCACAAAACUGAGCUGAGGGUGCAACAGCGGACAAACAAGACUCUGAAAAAUGGAUCGACAAAGCUUUAUCUUGCAUUAAAACUCAUCAAUAGUCCCUGACACCGCUGAGCAUAUUAUCUAUGCAAUAUUAUAUAGCUGCAAUGAACUCUCCAAAUGAGCGGUCGAGGCUCAAACUGUAGUUGUGUUUUUUUAUAAUAAGCUGCUAAAGCUGCAGAGGUCUGAGUAGUGCAGUGGUGCUGGAAGUGGAGUGGUAUGGGCUUGGAUAAAGUAUCCACGGCAUGCAGUUGUAUUUGCCAGCUAAUAUUUCACAGUUGCCUACCAAAGUGUUUAAGCUCACCAAGACUUGUUAUUCUUUGUAAGAUGAAUAAUCAUAGAUUAAAGAAUGUACAAGGAUACCUUUCAUAGGAAUCUUCCAGUGAUUGUGCUAAACAUCCCAGAAUAGUGGGGAUAUUGCUCUUGUGUUUUAGCAAAGAAAUCUACCUUUUUGCUGGUUGGAGAAGACUUGCUGUUUGCUCUAAAAAUGGGUUUUUACAUACAGGGAGCUGGUAGUGUGCUGAACUAAAGCGACUGCAUAUGGUGAAAGAGAGAGAGAGAGAGAAAAACCCAUCGCAGCAGGCGAAAAGAGUGUGGCAUGAUUUGUGUGGUUGUGUCCAGUUCUCCAGACUAGAGAAGCUAUUUUUGGGCAGAUGGAACACCUCUGUAACAGGGAUGAUCACCAUAUUAAUGCGACAUGCGGCACCACAGAGCUGGUCACUGUGGACUCGGGUACUGUGGGCUAACGGAUGCAACAGAAAAUUAAUGGUGCAGGGAUAAUAAAAAAAAUGCAAUCAGUCUUUUCAUGGAGACCCCUUCUUAAAAGGUGCAGUGUGUAGGAUCCAGGGGGACAUAUUGGCAGA